AUUCUUAUCAGCUGAGAUAGUGGCCACAGUGACCUGGGCACUGCCGGGGAAGUUGCUCUCCAAGGCAUGGCUUCCCAGAAACACUCGGGGCCCGGAGGGUACACUGUGGGCACCAUGUCUGAGAAGUUUGACUGCCAUUACUGCAGGGACCCAUUGCAAGGGAAGAAGUAUGUGCAGAAGGAGGGUCGGCACUGCUGUGUCAAAUGCUUUGACAAGUUCUGUGCCAACACCUGUGUAGAGUGCCGCAAACCUAUUGGGGCAGACUCUAAGGAGCUGCAUUACAAGAACCGCUAUUGGCAUGAUUCCUGCUUCCGCUGUGCCAAGUGCUACCAUCCUCUGGCCAAUGAGACCUUUGUGUCCAAAGACAAUAAGAUCCUGUGUAACAAGUGCACCACACGGGAGGAUUCGCCCCGAUGCAAAGGAUGCUUCAAGCAAAUUGUUGCAGGAGACCAAAAUGUGGAAUACAAGAAGAAUGUCUGGCAUAAGGAUUGUUUCACUUGCAGUAACUGCAAACAGGUCAUCGGAACCGGCAGCUUCUUCCCCAAAGGGGAAGACUUCUACUGCGUCACCUGUCAUGAGACCAAGUUUGCUAAGCACUGCGUGAAGUGCAACAAGGCCAUUACUUCUGGAGGAAUCACUUAUCAGGAUCAGCCCUGGCAUGGCGAGUGCUUCGUGUGCGCCACCUGCAGCAAGAAGCUGGCUGGACAGCGCUUCACUGCAGUGGAGGAUCAGUAUUACUGCGUGGACUGCUACAAGUCCUUCGUUGCCAAGAAAUGUGCUGGAUGUAAGAACCCCAUCACAGGAUUUGGGAAAGGCUCCAGUGUGGUCACCUACGAAGGGCAAUCCUGGCACGACUACUGCUUCCACUGUAAAAAGUGUUCCGUGAAUCUGGCUAACAAGCGCUUCGUCUGCCACAAUGAGCAGAUCUAUUGCCCCGACUGUGCCAAAAAGCUGUAAAUGGACGGGGUCAUCUGUCCUGGAGCAUGGGGUUUUGAAUCCUGCUCUCUACAUCUAUCUCAGAGCAGGAGCAAGACUCAAAAAAAAAAUCGUAAAUUAGAGCUUGCUCUCUCAUUUUACAGUAUAGCUCAUAAAAAGGUGCAUGGAAAUCGCCUUUGGUCUUAGAAAUUAAAACUGCAGCAAUCCCAUUUAAACCGUGCUCCUAUUCAUUAAGUCUGCAGCCUAUUAUUAUAGUAGAUUUUCAGUUAACCUUAGUAGAGAGACGCUUAAGCAUGUUGCUAAAAAAGAACUAACCCUUAAAAAAAAAGCGUAGUUUGCCACACACAGCUGACGCUGUGAAUAAAGAACAUACCUCCUGAGCCCAUUGCUGAGAUUUUCAGGAAGGACAAGUUAGAUUUUUAUCAUCAUAUAUACCUUGAGAGAACUAUAUCCACAAAUAGAACUGUAUUCCAAAAUAUAGUAGUAGCUGCCUUCACCAUAAUGACUAAUGGCAGCUUUUGCUUUGUGCAAAGUAUAAUCUUCUCUUUCUUGGCCUUUGUGUUUUAAAAGCAACUAAUGCAGCAUUUUACAGAAAGGCUUGUGUUUGAAGUGAAUUCUGAUUUGAAGUAAGCUCUCUGUUGUGGCUAAUGGCUUUUGUGUGUAGCAUGUGCUCCUGCGCUUUCUUCUGAAGCAUGCAUGACAUUUGGAAAAUGUACGCUUUAAAGUAGUUUAGGUUAUUUCUGAUUAAUUACAGCAUGGCGAAUAGCAUUGAAAGCUUAGCUAUUAAAAUUGCGCUUUUUUGAGCUGCUUUUUUAACCAGAUUUUGCUUUGAAGUGUUAUCAGUAGAGUUAGUCAAGUUAAUGAAACCUGCAUGAAAAAAUUUUAACCUCUUGGAGUGUUUAUGCAAUUUAGAAAUGUAGCCGGGAGAACUAGUAUGAAAAGCACUAGCUAACACUGCCAUUGGCUUUUUACAUGAAUUUCUACCCCUCGUCUACUGAGGGGGAGAAAUGGACAGGUGACUCUGUAAUGUGUGGUAGAACUUCUGGAACACAGAUGAACGGGGGAAGACCGCUCUUGUGGCGAGUGGAACACCACUGCUUUGUUGGGUACUAACACUUUGGAAAUACCAAAACUGUCCCCCUUCUUAUUCCAACAAUUAUGUCGUUUUAACGAGGCAAUCAAAUACACGGAACCAUUUUGUCAGUGUGACAGGUAAAAAUCAAAGAGGUAGAUCCAUCCUAACCCCAUGAUUGUACUGCAAUUGUUAUCUAACAUUUACUUUCCCUAAGAUCAUCUGGAAAAUAAAGCAAAAUAGAAAUAA
Sarcophilus harrisii (Tasmanian devil) is the source of this 2257-nucleotide messenger RNA. RefSeq names its product four and a half LIM domains 1 (gene FHL1). The transcript has 6 exons. NCBI's taxonomy places the organism in Eukaryota, Metazoa, Chordata, Mammalia, Dasyuromorphia, Dasyuridae. Gene Ontology annotation, biological process: muscle organ development. The coding region runs from base 67 to 957 and encodes 296 amino acids. Gene Ontology annotation, molecular function: transmembrane transporter binding. The record is from RefSeq and is a predicted model, not a curated record.